CCGCAGCCGAUGUAUCGGUGGUUGAAGAAUGGCGACCCGGUGGGAGAGUUCGAAACCAGUCAGUAUCUCAAGAUACAGACCACAUCGAGGGAGGAUGCCGGAUCGUAUCAGUGUCUGGCCAAGAACGACGCCGGAACGAUAUUCAGCGAGAAGAUUGACGUCGUGGUGGCAUACAUGGGCGUCUUCGAGGACCUGACGGAGCAGGUCGUCUCGGUGCAGUCGGGCUAUCCGGCCAUUUUGAACCUUUCCCGGAUAGAAUCGGUUCCGGCCCCCUCGGUGACGUGGCAAACUGAGGACGGACCGUUGAACUACGACAUCAAGUACGCCGUUACGGCUAGCAAUCAGCUGAUUAUCUUGAGUGCCGACGAGAACGAUAUGAAGUCGUACCGAGCGAGGGCUAUCAACACGCAGAUUGGGCGGGAAGAGAUCAGUGCGUUCAUUCGGGUCAAUGUGACCGGGAAUGCUUAUGCGGAGGUGGCUCCAGAGAUUGUUGUGGAGCCGAAAAGUAUGAAGGUGGUUCGGGGAGAGAAUACGGUUCAGCUGGAGUGUAUUGCCAAUGCAAGGCCGUUGCACGAGCUGGAGACGAUUUGGUUGAAAGAUGGAAUUCCGAUUGAUAAUUCGGGGGUGGCUUACGCCCACACGGAUCCCUGGAAUCGGACACUGGCGCUGUUGUAUGUGAAUUUGACGCAUACCGGACAGUAUACCUGUCAGGUGCAAAUGAGAACCGGGGGACAUCCGGUGGUGCAUUCGGUGGCCUCGGUCACAGUUCAGGAACCCCCAUCGUUUUUUACCCCGUUCCGGACGGAAACUUUGGGAGAUUAUGGCGCGAGAACGGUGCUUCCGUGUGACGUUAUUGGGGAACCGAUUCCGUAUGUGACGUGGUUCCGGAAUGCUGAGGCACUGGAUCUUUCUACCGAUAGGUAUACGGUGAUGGAGGAUCAUUCGUUGGUCAUAAAAAGGCUCAGCAUGGAGGAUUCGGCCAUGUUCCAGUGUUUGGCGAGCAACGAAGCCGGGGAGAAGUCCAGCUACACUUGGUUGAAAGUCAAAAAAGAUAACACAACAUCGACCGUCACCCCAUCCGUUGUGGUGAAACACCUAAUCCUUUACAAUCAGUUCACGCGUAACAAGCGCCUAGCGCAGCCACGAAUCAUCCGGCUUCGAAAUUCCGGAUCCGGUGGUUCCGAUCUGGCCACCAUCGACGACACUGACACAUCUGGAUCUGCAUCCGACUACACCAACAGCAACAACAGCAACAGCUUAGGCACCGGAAGCAACCAAAGGGGUCGCAAAAAGACGGCGACUUCCGGUGGUUCCGGGGCACGUGCCGGAGACUUCACGUUUGACCUUAGACCCUCCGUUCCGAUCAUGGAACAGCCACCGGCUAACCAAACCGUUCUGGACGGGAAGGACGCCACGAUGAACUGCCGAGCCGUGGGGGCACCAACCCCGAACAUAACCUGGAUUUUCAACGAAUCCCAAGGUAUCGAACUGUCCGGCCGCAUUCAGAUUCUCGACUCCGGAGACCUUUUGAUCUCGAACGUCCGUGAGUCAGAUGCUGGUUUGUAUACCUGCGUCCGAGCUAACGAAGCCGGUAUAGUUACUGGAGAGGCCUAUCUCGGGGUCAUGGUGCGAACCCAAAUCGUGCAACCUCCAGCGGAUACGACCGUCCUCUUAGGUCACACGGCAGCCUUGCAGUGUAGAGUGUCCUCGGAUCCGACCGUUCCGUACAACAUCGACUGGUACCGGGAGCCACAGCGGCAGCCUAUCAAGAAUAGCCAACGGAUAGCCGUCAAAGCCGAUGGAACGCUGGAGAUCAUCGAGGUACGACCCUCUGAUGUGGGUCAGUACUCGUGUAUUGUUACCAGCCCGGGAGGAAACGAAACUCGCUCGGCUCGGCUUAGCGUGGUGGAACUUCCGUUCGCACCGACCAACGUUAAGGCCGUCCGGCUGAUCAAGGGAACCCAGCGAGCGAUCAACGUCUCCUGGACUCCCGGAUUCGACGGUAACAGUGCGGUGCUGAAGUUCAUCAUUCAGAAGCGUGAGGUUCCCGAACUAGGCCCUCUUCCGGAUCCACUGCUCAACUGGGUCACCGAACUGAGCAACGUAUCGGUAGGGUCCCGCUGGAUCUUGCUUUCCAACCUGAAGGCCGCCACUGCUUAUCAGUUCCGGGUUAGCGCCGUCAAUAAAGUAGGCGAAGGAUCACCCUCGGACCCUAGCAAUGUCAUCAAGCUACCACAAGAAGAUGAACUUAGGAGGAGACUUCCUUCUCCACCUUCGGGUCCACCGGUAGGGUUCGUCGGAUCGGCUCGAUCGUCUUCGGAGAUCAUCACCCAAUGGCAACCGCCGCUGGAGGAGCAUCGUAACGGAGCGAUCUUGGGAUACAUCAUUCGGUACCGUUUGUUCGGCUACAAUGCCAGUCCCUGGAACUACCGAAACAUAACGAACGAAGCUCAGCGGAACUAUCUGAUCCAGGAACUGAUCACCUGGAAAGACUACAUCGUGCAGAUCGCUGCCUACAACAAUAUGGGAGUUGGAGUUUAUACCGAGGGUGCCAAGAUCAAAACGAAAGAAGGAGUUCCGGAAGCUCCUCCCACGAAUGUGAGGGUGAAACCUGUGAAUUCUACCGCUAUUAGGGUAUGGUGGAAACCUCCAAACCCUCAACAGAUCAAUGGUAUUAAUCAAGGGUAUAAAAUACAAGCCUGGCGCUACGAGAUCAUCGAUGGUGAAGAACACGAAACGGAAGCUAAGAUGAUGACGGUACCUCCAAGUUUGCUAGAUCCUCUGGCUGAACAGGACACAGUCAUGACAGGACUGGACAAGUUUACUGCUUACAAUGUGACGGUGCUGUGUUUCACUGACCCUGGAGAUGGAGAACGAAGCUACCCGAUUGAGGUGAAGACGAAGGAAGAUGUUCCGGACGAGGUCAGCACCCUACAGUUUGACGACGUCUCCGAUCGGGAGGUCAAAGUGAUGUGGACCCCACCUAAGCAGAUCAACGGCAUUUUGACGGGAUACAAACUCAAAUAUCAGAUAAAGGACAAACCGGAUACGUUGAAGAUUUUCAACAUAAGCUCCGAUACGACAAGCUUCAAGGUGAUCAACUUGAUCGCAACCACUCACUACUGGUUUGAAGUAACGGCUUUGACAGCUAUCGGUGCUGGAGUUCCAAGAACCGCAACAAUACAGUCGGGUGUUGAACCGGUCUUACCUCAUCCACCUUUCCAGUUGGCUUUGUCCAACAUCGAAGCCUUUUCGGUGGUCAUCCAGUUCACACCCGGCUUCGACGGUAAUUCCUCGAUCACAAAAUGGACCGUGGAAGGUCAAACGGCACGGAAUCUAACCUGGUUCACGGUGUACGAAGUUCACGAUCCGGAUGCUUCAACGCUAACAGUAACCGGUCUUACUCCUUUCACACCUUACCGUCUAAGAAUAAUCGCGUGGAACGUAGUCGGACCCUCGGAACCAUCUGAACCGACCAAGGACUUCCAAACGAUUCAAGCUCGCCCGAUGCAUCCCCCGUUGAACGUCACUGUUCGUGCUAUGAGUGCGACGGAGCUACGCGUACGCUGGAUCCCCUUACAGCAAACCGAAUGGUUCGGAAACCCCAGAGGUUACAACAUCACCUACAGAAAUGUGAAUGAGAAAUCCAUGAUGUCGGCCUUCAACGUGAUCAUCGAAGACCCGACGGCUAAUUCACACGUUCUGGAUAGUUUGGAGGAGUGGUCUGUCUACGAGAUUUUCAUGAGCUCGGUCAACGAAGUUGGUCAAUCGAACGAGAGCCCACACGCGUUUGAACGAACUCGAGAAGCUGUACCUUCGUUUGGACCCUUGGGAGUUGAGGCGAAUGCCACUUCGUCUACCACGAUAGUUGUUAAGUGGAGCGACGUUCCGAAGGAACAUCGCAAUGGUCAGAUCGAGGGGUACAAAGUUUUCUACGGAUCAGCUGGAAGGACUCAGGUGCUACAUAAGACGAUCGCUACGAAUUCGACUUUUACGACUACUCUGACGGAGUUGAAGAAAUUUGUUCAAUACGACAUCCAAGUUCUGGCCUACACUCGACUGGGAGAUGGUGCCUUGAGUACUCCACCGGUGAGGGUUCAGACCUUCGAGGAUACUCCAGGUGCUCCGUCGAACGUUUCCUUCCCGGAUGUUUCGUUCAGUAUGGCUCGGAUCAUUUGGGACGUUCCGGAAGAACCAAAUGGAGAAAUUCUUGCCUAUAAGGUUACUUACCUGUUAAACGGUUCAAUGAGUCUUAACUUCAGUCGGGAGUUUCCACCAUCGGAUAGAACCUUCCGGGCGACUCAGUUGCUAGCUGAACGCUACUACUUGUUCAGCGUUACUGCACAAACUCGCUUAGGUUGGGGUAAGACUGCCGCAGUUCUGGUCUAUACAACCAACAAUCGGGAAAUCCCUCAAGCUCCCUCAUCGCCUUCGAUAUCCAGGUCUCAAGUGCAAGCGGAACAAAUCACCUUCAGCUGGACUCCGGGACGCGAUGGCUUUGCUCCGCUAAGAUACUACACGGUUCAGUACCGUGAAAACGAAGGUCCCUGGACAGUUUUCCCUGAACGGGUGGACCCCUCGGUUACUUCUUAUACCGCUAUUGGGCUGAGGCCACACACCCUUUACCAGUUUAGGAUACAGGCAACCAAUGACAUUGGACCGUCCGCCUUUAGCCGCGAAAGUAUUGAGGUUAGAACGCUACCUGCUGCUCCCUCGGAAGGAAUUACUGGACUUAAGGUUGUCCCGAUCACUACGACUAGUGUUAGAGUUCAGUGGAAUCCGUUAGGGAAAAACCUGUGGAAUGGAGACGCUACAACUGGAGGAUACAGAAUUCUCUAUCAACCGAUCUCCGACUUCCCAUCUACGUUACAAAGCACCCCGAAGCUGGACGUAAUCGGCGUUGAACAGGAAUCGGCAAUUCUCAAAGACCUUACCCAGGAUCGGAACUACGAAAUCAUCGUUCAACCCUUUAACUCACAAGGUUCGGGACCUCCGACACCUCCGGUUGCUGUCUACGUAGGUGAAGCCGUACCAACAGGAGAACCUCGUGGUAUUGACGCGGCCCCCGUGUCAUCAACCGAAGUUCGCCUCCGCUGGAAAGCUCCCCAACAGAGCAUGCAAAACGGAGAACUCCUUGGCUACAAAAUUUUCUACCUGGUCACCGACUCACCCCAGGAGCUGGAAGAGGGUCGCAAGCAUGAGGAAGAGAUCGAAGUGGUGCCGGCCUCCUACACCUCCCACAGCCUGGUCUUUCUGGACAAGUACACCGAGUACCGGAUUCAAAUACUGGCCUUCAAUCCGGCUGGCGAUGGUCCUCGUUCGGCACCAAUUACGGUAAAAACUCUUCAAGGCCUUCCGGGAGCCCCCAUUGGCCUAUCCUUCUCGGACAUCACCAUGAACAGCCUCAAGGUCAGCUGGGACGCGCCGAAGAAGCGCAACGGCGAAAUUCUCGGUUACAUCGUAACCUACGAAACAACCGAAGACAACGAGAAGUUCAGCAAACAGGUCAAGCAGAAGGUGUCCGGAACGAGUUUGAUCAUCCAAAAUCUGGAGGAAGAGGUUACGUACACCUUUACGGUGCGGGCUCAAACGAUCGAUUAUGGGCCGGCAACUAGUGGAAACGUUACUACCGGGCCGCAGGAAGGUUCUCCGGUAUCGCCGCGGGAUCUGAUGCUGUCCAAAUCGCAGGCCAGCGUCGAUCUGGCCUGGAUGAAUGGGCCCUCCGGCAAGGGACCCAUCCUAGGGUUCUACAUCGAAACGAAGAAGCGAGAUAUGCAACAUUAUUACAAUUACGACUCCCGCUGGGAAACAGUAGCCCGGACAACCAAUGGUCCCAUCCAAGAGUUCACCGUCAGCUUCCAGAGUUUGCUGCCCUCGACGUCGUACAAGUUCCGGGUGAUCGCCUACAACCGGUACGGCAUCAGCUGUCCGGUCUACUCGGAGGAUGCCAUCCUUACGCCAUCGAAGCUGUACCUGGAGUACGGCUAUCUGCAGCAGAAACCCUUCUACCGACAAACCUGGUUCAUGGUGGCCCUGGCUGCCACCUCGAUCGUGAUCAUCAUCAUGGUGAUCGCGGUGCUUUGCGUCAAAAGCAAAAGCUACAAGUACAAACAAGAAGCCCAGAAAACUCUCGAAGAGUCCAUCGCCAUGUCGAUUGACGAGCGGCAAGAGCUGGCGCUGGAGCUGUAUCGAUCCCGCCACGGGGUUACCAGCAACAAUGGUACCCUCACAACCAACGGGGGAACGCUGGGCCGAAGAACCGGUACCAUUUUGGGUAGCCGGAAGCCACAAACUUCGGCAGCUGCGGCGGCCUCCCUAGGGAAAUCUCCACCUCGGCCUUCGCCGGCCUCGGUAGCCUAUCACAGCGACGAGGAAAGCUUGAAGUGCUACGACGAAAACCCGGACGACAGUAGCGUUACCGAGAAACCCUCGGAAGUGAGUUCCAGCGAUUCGCAGAAGCUAGAACAGUUGGAAGCGGCUUCCGAAAGCGAAAACGAAUCGGUCCGAUCGGAUCCGCACUCGUUCGUGAACCACUACGCCAACGUGAACGACUCGCUGCGACAGUCCUGGAAGCGGCAGAAACCGGUCCGCAACUACUCGAGCUACACCGACUCGGAACCGGAAGGCUCGGCGGUGAUGAGCCUAAAUGGCGGGCAGAUCAUCAUGAACAACAUGGCCCGAUCGCGGGCCCCACUUCCCGGCUUCAGCUCCUUCGUAUGACCGCACGCUUCGGCUUCCUGCGAGGGCAUGCUCGAUGAGCUGGAGGGUCGUUUGAAAGAUCGGGGGGUCCACCAUCACCAUUGUCAUCAUCAUCACCACGUGGCGUUGGCGAAAAGUUCGGCGACGACCUUGGCGGGUUCGGAAGAUGACGAUGAGGGUAUUCCGAAAUUUGGUGGCUCUCCGGCCCGGAUUAAAGCUUUAUGUAACGGGGGAGUGUUGAUGAUGAAUGGGAAAGGCGGCGGAGUGGCUUUUGUCGGUGGAUCUUCCGGAUUGCCGGGACUAGCCGGAAGCAAAAGUGACAACCAGCUUUCCUGAUAGGAGUCCCGGAUGAUGGUGGCGCUGCUGCCCCGAGGAGACACUCCGGGGACAAAUGGCAAAGUCCAUCCGGCCGCCACCAGUAGCUGUAAGAAACAUGUUUGUGAUAAAAAAGUUUUACAAUUGAGAAUUUAACCGUGAGGAAACUUUUAGCAUGUUUGUGAACGCUCGUCGGGUGAGAAUGUUGUAGGUAGUUUAAACUUUAAGUAAGUAAGUGAGGAAAGGUGGGAACAUUCUUCGGGAAAAUUCUACCAAAAGCGGUUUGAAUGAGGGUCUUAGUGUAAUUUUCGCGCUAGCGUUUAGGAACUAUAUCAUAAUCAUAAUCAAAAAUGUGACUGAUUUUUAUUAUUCUUUACUGUAGAAUAUUUCAAUUUAGUUUUGUACUACCUAACUACUUGAGCGCUGCUGGUUCGAAAUUUCGCGAGCCAGACUGCUCCCCAAAACGAUUAAACUUAAGGACUCUGUGUAGAGCUAAUGACCUACUUACGACGAGCUAGAGAAAUUUUCGGAAGAAACGUUCAUUCCCUGAACAAUUCGAAAUAUUAGAAGUGGAAUCAACGUAAAGCUUAAGGUAGGAUUUAAAGAAGAAGAAAACUAUGGAAAAUCAUGUUAAAAGUUAGAACGAUGCAAUGCUGUUGUGUACAAUACUAUAUAAGGGUACGAGAAAAAAAAACUGUUAAGAGGAACGUGUAAAAUUUUAACUACUAGUAAUUGAGCCAUACAAUUUUACAUUCACUGACGAAAAAGAGAUGUUCAAAAUAACACGAAAGUCUCGAUAAAUUUGUAAGAAAGCUUAGAUAAAAGGAAAAGUUAAUCAGAACAAAAUAAGAGGUGGUGCAAUACAGCGCAGGUUAGGGACAAAAUUCUUACACAGAACAGAACUAUUAUUCGAACGAUCUCAAAAACUCUAAUACAGAAAGAAGGGUUUAUUAAAGUGAAGAGCACAAAUUUUUGUAUAAAUACCUACCGUAAAACUGCCCAAAACUAACCACCAAUAAGUAAUUAAUCAAUCGAUCCGAUCAACUAACCACCAGGAACAAUUUUAGGGCCGGAACUGUACUUACUUACAUUAUGGUUUUUUGUUUUAACUUUUUGGGAAGUUAAAAAGUUCCCUAAACUAUGGUUUUAUCUUUGAGACUAGAUGAGAUUACGAGGGUAAUUCCUCGAAAAAUGAUUUUUUAUUGAUGUUUUGUGUUUCACCGUUUCAGUUUUUACUUGUUUCUAUGAAAUACCUACAUAUAGUAUUGCUGGCUUAUUUUUCGGGGUGAUAGAAUUUUUUGAUUCAGAACUUCAAACUGGUAACUCUGGAUUUUUGAAUAAGAACUAAGAAAUUGUAAUUCUGAAACCAUCCAUCAGAAACCAAAAUCAGCUUUUAGAUUGGGAGUAUAGAUUCAAAACUAAAAAUUUCAAAGUCAGGAUUUCAAAUUCAGUAUAACGAAUACAAAUUCAGCUUCAGAAUCCAGAUUCAAAAUUCGAGUUCAGAAUUCAGAACUGGGGAGUCAGAAAUGAGAAUUAAGAAGUCAUAAUUCAGAUCUCAGAAUUCAUCCAAAUUUACAUCUUAGAAUUCACUUCUCAGAAUCCAGAACUCGGAAUUCAGAACUCGGAAUUCAGAACUCGGAAUUCAGAGCUCGGAAUUCAGAACUCGGAAUUCAGAACUUGGAAUUCAGAACCCGGAAUUCAGAAUUCGGAAUUCAGAACUCGGAAUUCAGAACUCGGAAUUCAGAACUCGGAAUUCAGAACUCGGAAUUCAGAACUCUGAAUUCAGAACUCGGAAUUCAGAACUCGGAAUUCAGGACUCGGAAUUCAGAACUCGGAAUUCAGAACUCGGAAUUUAGAACUCGGAAUUCAGAACUCGGAAUUCAGAACUCGGAAUUCAGAACUCGGAAUUCAGAACUCGGAAUUCAGAACUCUGAACUCUGAACUCAGAACUCUGAAUUCAGAACUCUGAAUUCAGAACUCAGAAUUAGGAACUCUUAUUCACAAUUCAGAAUUCUCAAUUCAGAACUCAUAAUCCAUAAUCCAAUGAUUAGAACUCAUAAUUCAGAUUAAGAAUUUGGAACGCAGAACUCAGAAGUGAGAACUCAGAAUUAGGAACGCAGAAUUCAGAACUUAAAAUUCAGAACUCAGUAUUCAAUUCUUAGAAUUCAUAAUUCAAAAUUCUGAACUAUGAGUUUUGAAUUAAGGAUUCAAACUCAAAGUUGAGAAAUCAAAAUGAUUCAAAACUUCGAGUUUAGAACUCAGAACUCAGCACUAAGAUUCAGUAAUUUAACUUCAAAACUCAUAAUGAGAACUAAGAAUUUGGAACUCUGAAUUUGGAACAUAAAAUGCUCUUAGAAUUUGGAUCUAAGCAUUCAGAACUUAGAGCUUAGAAAUCGGAAUUCAGAAAUCAGAAUUCAGAACUAAGAAGUCGAAACAUAAAAUUCAGAAUAAAAAAAUCUUGUUCUCGAAUCGCUGAAGUCAAGAAUUUAGAAGUCAGAACUCAAAAUUCUGAAAUUUGAAAUCAAAAACCCAGAACUAAAGCUCAGAAUUCUCACUAGAACUCAGAAAUCAGUGAUAAGAACCAGAACUCUUAAAUAUAAUUCAAAACUGCAAUUCAGAAAUCUAAAUGCAGAAUUCAAAACUAGAAUUAAAAACACAAAUUUCAAAGUUCAGAACUGACAAUUCGGAACUGAAAAUCGAGAACAAAGAUUUCUGAGCUCAGAGUUCAUAAAUCAGAAUUCAUGGUUGGGAAUUCAAAACUCAGAAGUCAGGUUUCGAAACUCAGAAUUCUGAGUUUAGAAUUCAGAACUUAGAACUUAGAACUCUAAACAUAGAAUUCAAAACUCCCAACAGAAUUUAUAACUAAGAAAACUCAGGGCUUAGAAUUCAGAACUCAGAACUAAAAAUUUUAACAAUCAGAACACAAAACUCAGAACUCGGAUCUCAAAACUCAAGACCCAAAAUCAAGAUUUAUAAAUUCAAAGUUCAGAAUUCAGAACUUGAAAUUCUGAAAUCAAAACUGAGAUUUUAGAACUCAUGACUUGGCAUUCGGAAAUCUAAUUUCAGAACUUAGUAUGUGGAUCUCAGAAUUAUCCCGAAGAACUCAGCCUUCAGAACUCACAAUUCAUAACUCAGAAUAGAUAAUUCGGAACUCAAACAUGGAAGUUAGGACUCAAAAUCCACGACUCAAUACUUUAAACAUAGCAUUCAGAAGACCAAAAUCAGAACCAGGAUCGAGAAUGCUGAACUAAGAAGGCUGAAUUUAGAAUUCAGAAUUCAGGUUCAGGAACUCAAAAUUUAAAUUUCUGAAUUUAGAACUGAACUGAAUUUAGAAAAAUGUCUUAAAUACUCAGAAAGCUAAACUCAGAUUUGAAAAUGCUGCUCAGAAUUCAAGUUUAUUUUUAAAGAAAAAUGAAUCCAGAUUCAGAUAUCAAUUUUCAAUUUAAAUUUAGUCUCAAAAGAUAAGUCAUCAAUACUAUCAAUCUAAAAAAAAUAAUCCUCACUGCCAUACAAGAAGUAUACGUUUUUUUCUGAAACAACAGUGCAGUAUUUCACUAAACCCAAAUGGAAAACGUAAUCGAAUGUUUAGCUUUUUAUAACCAUCGAACAUUUAAGCUUAUAAGAUUUUAACCUUUUUGUUUUUGACUCAAAUGAAAGACGGAAGACCCGAAAUGAUCUUUAGUUUAAAAAGCUCAAACCACAAAUGGCUUAGUUGCAAACUUUUUGUUUCCAUCUAUCGAAAACCCAACAAUGCAAACACAAUUCUUUUUGUACAAACUAAGCAGCUAAAAUUUAGGAAAGUUUUAAACAAGCGAAAAAAAACUAUUCUUCUGGGGGAAAAGCUUAAACCCCCGAACCACCAAUCAAAAACCUAUGUCCAGUUGCCUUAAUCAGCGAUAACCAGGUAGAAAGUGCAGAGGAAAAAAACACUAGCACUUUUUCAAAAACCCUGCUACCCUAAGGGUUGAAAAUCCCUGCUGUGUGUAUUAUUGUAAAGCAUUUUUUUUUAUACUUAGCUAGAACGUUUAGCUACUUCCGAGUCUGAUCGAUCCUGCCAUCAGCUGUCGGUUUUUAUUUCUGUUUUAUUAAGGACUUAAGCAAAUGCGAAACAAUCAGUCGAGAAAAAAACAACAACUGUAAAUACCGCAAAAAGUUUGUUUUGCAGUUUAUCGAAAACAACAAACUACUUAUUCCAAGUGAAGAAAAAAAAUUAAGGAAAAAAGCAAAUCUCAAUCAAGCUGAGCGCAAUCGUGUAAAUGAAUAACGCCUUUUAAUUUUUAAACAUUGUAUAAAAUUUAUACAGGUUAUAUAAUUUAUGUUAGGCUUUUAGUUUAUAUCUAAUUUUAAUUCCGUGUCCGUGUAGCUAGCCAUAGUUAGAAUGAAUCGAGAGAAAAACGGUGUAAUCGAAUCCGGUAGCUGAGAAAAGAAAAAAACGGUAUUUAUUCACACAAUAAUAAUAAAAAAAAGAACAAACAAAAAGCACAAUAGUUGAAUGUACACACUCAUAGACACACAUCUUAAAGUAUAACGCGAAUCAAUUCUGUAGGGCAGCAAAAAAUAUCAAAAAAACAAUCGAAUGCACACACACAAAAAUACAUAAAAACACACCAAUACGUUGAGAGAAGCCGAACAAACUUAACCCAGUUUUUCACUAUAGUAUAAACAAACAAAAAUACAAACAACAUCAACACAUGCGUUCGAACAAACCAAUAGGAACUACUCAAUAAUACAUAGGCGCAAACAGAAAAAAGAAAAAAAAAACAGUAAAAUCGUUAACACAAAAUAGUCGAAACUGACCCUUAAUCGGGUAGGUCUAAUUGUUUGCUGUUAAAUUUUUCGGAUCUAUAGGAACAAUUAGUAAUAGAAAACAAACAAAAAAAACCAACAGAUGCAACUACAAUCAUAUGAACGAGAGUAAAAUGUGCGCGCACUAUUCAAUGUUAAAAAAAAGUGAACACGAAUGACUGGUGUCGCCAUCUUCAUUUCGCCUGUACCGAUAUGCAUGGACGGAGAAAUCUAUAUAAAAAAAGUAAUUGAAAACAA
Uranotaenia lowii is the source of this 12057-nucleotide messenger RNA. It is a transcript of the gene sdk, whose product is annotated as protein sidekick. Gene Ontology annotation, biological process: axon guidance; cell-cell adhesion. Lineage: Eukaryota; Metazoa; Arthropoda; Insecta; Diptera; Culicidae. Gene Ontology annotation, cellular component: axon; plasma membrane. Bases 10 to 6720 code for a protein of 2236 amino acids. The transcript is spliced from 16 exons. The record is from RefSeq and is a predicted model, not a curated record. Gene Ontology annotation, molecular function: protein binding.